Messenger RNA from Penicillium salamii, 4287 nucleotides. NCBI's taxonomy places the organism in Eukaryota, Fungi, Ascomycota, Eurotiomycetes, Eurotiales, Aspergillaceae. The record is from the annotation of a GenBank genome assembly.
AUGGAUGAGCUCUUUGAUGUCUUUGAAGACCACCCUCAGCCGGUUAAGCCGGCUGAGAGUGCACCCAAACGCGCUAAAAAAGACAAGAGCAAAAAACGUCAGGUGAAUGGCGACGUGAAGAAACCUAAUGACGCCCAGACUGAACCGAUCGAGGAUACUUCAAUGCCAGAUGCGCCUCCUGUGAAAUCAGAUGCUGUCGAUUCCGAAACCCUCGCGACCUCGAACCAAGAUCAGCCCGAUACGAAGCGGCCUCGUUUGGAGGAUGUAUCUGAACCGGUACUUGCCGAUUCUUUUGAAGCCGAGGAAGAGGUCCAAUUCAAAAAUGUCCAAGGCGGGGCUGAGGCCGACGAAGGUGCAACCGUGACGGUAUCUCACCAAGUGCGCCAUCAGGUCGCAUACCCUCCGGAUUAUCCGUACGUGCCACUCGAUCAGCACAAGCCACCCGCGGAACCAGCGAAGACCUGGCCUUUCCCACUUGACCCUUUCCAGAAGCUGGCCGUCUCUUCAAUCCAGCGACAUGAGAGUGUGCUUGUUUCAGCGCACACCAGUGCCGGAAAAACAGUUGUCGCAGAAUACGCGAUCGCGCAAAGUUUGAAGCAGAACCAGCGAGUGAUUUACACCAGUCCGAUCAAAGCCCUCAGUAACCAGAAAUACCGAGAAUUUGCUGCCGAAUUCGGUGAUGUUGGACUCAUGACUGGUGAUGUGACAAUCAACCCUACCGCUACUUGUCUUGUUAUGACCACAGAGAUUCUUCGCUCCAUGUUGUACCGUGGCUCUGAGAUCAUGCGUGAAGUGCAGUGGGUUGUAUUUGACGAGAUUCAUUACAUGCGAGACUCUACUCGCGGUGUCGUGUGGGAAGAGACCCUCAUUCUGUUGCCGGACAAGGUUCGAUAUGUGUUCCUGUCUGCUACCAUUCCAAACGCCAUGCAGUUCGCGCAGUGGAUCGUCAAAAUGCACGACCAGCCUUGCCACGUCGUGUACACAAAUUAUCGUCCAACUCCACUUCAGAACUACUUUUUCCCCGCUGGUGGGGACGGCAUGCAUCUCAUCGUCGACGAGAAGGGUGUCUUCCGUGAACAGAACUUCCAAAAUGCCAUGAGUGCUAUUGCUGAAAAAAAGGGUGCUGAUCCCGCCGACCCCAACGCUAAGCGCAAGGGUAAAGCAAAGGACGGACAGGUGGACAAGGGCGGCAACAAGGGCCCAUCGGAUAUCUUCAAAAUCGUCAGAAUGAUUAUGCUCAAAAGCUACAAUCCCGUCAUUGUUUUCAGUUUUAGCAAGCGGGAGUGUGAGUCGGGGGCGUUGCAAAUGGCAAAAUUGGCAUUCAACGACGACUCAGAGAAGGAAAUGGUUUCCAAGGUCUUCGACAGCGCCAUUGAAAUGCUUUCUCCUGAAGAUCGCAAACUGCCGCAGAUUGAGAACAUCCUUCCACUUUUGCGACGUGGUAUCGGCAUUCACCAUUCCGGAUUGCUCCCUAUCUUGAAGGAAACUAUCGAGAUUCUGUUCCAAGAGGGUCUCAUUAAGGUCUUGUUUGCGACUGAAACCUUCUCCAUUGGUCUGAACAUGCCCGCAAAGACUGUGGUGUUCACAAGUGUUCGCAAAUUCGAUGGAACCAGCCAGCGCUGGGUUACACCGUCUGAGUUCAUCCAGAUGUCCGGUCGUGCAGGUCGUCGUGGUCUUGACGAACGAGGUAUCGUGAUUAUGAUGAUCGGCGAGGAGAUGGAUCCUGCGGUUGCGAAGGAAAUCGUUCGUGGCGAGCAGGACAAGCUCAAUUCCGCCUUCCACCUUGGAUACAACAUGAUUCUCAACUUGAUGCGUGUCGAGGGCAUCUCACCUGAGUACAUGCUUAACCAAUGCUUUAAGCAGUUCCAGAGCUUGGGAAGUCUUGGUGGAUUGGAGGAAAAUCUCAAGGUAUUGGAGGAAAAGCGCUCUAACAUGAACAUCGCCGAUGAAGGCACUGUCCGUGAAUACUACGACCUACGAAAGCAGCUUGAUACAUUUGCGGAUGAUGUCCAGCAUGUCAUCACUCAUCCAAACCAUGCUCUGCCAUUCUUCACAAGCGGGCGACUGGUCCAUCUUAAGUACAAGGAUGCAGACUAUGGCUGGGGUGUCGUGAUCGACCACAAGAAACGCACACAGGGGAAGCACGAUACUCAGAAGCUGACGGACCAUCAAAGCUACACUAUCGAUGUCUUGGUAUCUAUUGCUCAAGGUCCAUCCGUCGGCACCAAAUCUUUCCAGGAUAUCCCCGCUACCAUUCGCCCAGCGGAAAAGGGCAUGGACUCUCGCAAUGAGGUUGUCCCCAUGACUUUCAAUUGCGUCAGGGAAAUUUCCCACGCCCGUAUUCGUAUUCCCAAAGAUAUCAGCAGCGUGGACGCCAGGAAAACCCUCAUGGCCUCCGUCACUGAAGUGCAAAGACGCUUCCCAGAUGGCCUCCCGCUACUUGACCCAAUGGAGGACAUGAAAAUUAAAGAUGACAGUUUCAAGAAGUUGCUACGGAAAAUCGAGGUUCUCGAGUCCCGUCUCCUGAGCAACCCUCUCCACAACUCACCCCGGUUGCCCGAACUGUGGGAGCAAUACUCCGAAAAAUUGGAACUCGGGUCCCAGAUCAAGGCUCAAAAGAAAGAGAUCGAUGAUAUCCAAGCAAUUCUGCUGCUCGAUGAGCUGAAGAACCGCAAGCGUGUACUGCGUCGUUUCGGAUUCAUCGACGAGGCUGAGGUCGUACAACUGAAGGCCCGUGUCGCUUGUGAGAUCAGUACCGGCGACGAACUCAUGCUCAGCGAGCUUCUGUUCAACGGUUUCUUCAACGACAUGACUCCGGAGCAGACAGCUUCUGUUAUGAGUUGCUUCGUGUUCGAGGAGAAAGUCAAGGAAGCCAAUCCCCUACAGAAGGAUGAACUGGCGAAGCCAUUGAAGGAGAUCCAAAACCAAGCUCGUAUCAUCGCCAAGGUGUCCCAGGAAUCCAAGAUGGCUGUCAAUGAGGAUGAGUAUGUCCAAAGUUUCCACUGGGAACUGAUGGAGGUGGUUUACGAAUGGACUCAAGGACGGUCCUUUGCCGAAAUCUGCAAAAUGACCGACGUCUACGAGGGAAGCUUAAUCCGUGUCUUCCGCCGGCUGGAAGAGUGUUUGCGACAGAUGGCACAAGCUUCCAAGGUGAUGGGCAGCGAGGAUUUGGAGAGCAAGUUCGAGGAGGCCCUUCUCAAGGUCCGCCGCGACAUUGUUGCUGCCCAGUCUCUGUACUUCAAUAUCAAUGCUGUCAUCAUGAACAGUCUGGUGGCCACACCUCCUGUUCCUCCUCAUUUCUACGAAAACCGCUUCUCUCCCUGUAUGAGUAAGAUAUCCCUUUUUCUUUUUGCCACAGCUUUGGCCUCCCCUUGUUCGCUCUGUCCAGAGCAAGCAAAUUGCGCAUUCAAACUAACAAAGCUAGUGUCUACACCUUCGUCUUCCUACUCAAACCGUAAACGGAAAGCCGACGACGAUUACAACGACCAUGACGGACGCAUGUCCGCUUCUCCCACCAACUCUCCAGCUUUCACACCUCGCCAACUCCCCAACAGCUACCGCAACAUCAAGCGUUCCCGGCCAAAUGUCUCCGGCCGACCGCUAGCUCUUCCCCGUCUCUUAGAGACCCUCGAUACCGAUGCCUUGCGGUCGGUUGUGCGGACCAUGUGCGAGCGUCACCCCCAGCUUGCCGACGAGGUCGUACACACAUCCCCACGCCCAAAUGUGUCCUCGACACUCCAGGUCCUUCGCAACUACCAGGCCGCACUUCAGUCUUCCUUCCCGCUGGGUAGCAACAGUGAAUCCGACUACGCCUACAACCGAGUUCGACAGCCGCUCACCAACCUCCUUGACGCCCUGAGUGACUUCACCCCCAACUUCCUCCCUCCCAACGAAACCCAGGCAUCCACAUCUUUAAGCUACCUGGACGGUGCGACGGAUAUCAUUCACGCCCUGCCUCGUUGGAGCACGCCACAGAACAACAUCGAACGAGACGCCGCCUACGACGAGAUGUGCAAGGCAUGGAUUUUGGUGAUCCGGGAAGCGGCCAAGCGUGGUGGUGGUAUUCAGCUCCAAUAUGGAGGCUGGGACCAGAAACUAGCCAAGCACAACCAAACCUCGGGUGGCAAGCUCCAGGGAGCCGUCAACGAACUUGGCCAGAGCUUAGGGUGGAUGGGAGGCUCUGAUACGCCUUCCCACGGAGCCAGCGGCGAAAUGGGCUCCAUCCGAGAUCAGCUCUUCUCCGGUACUUACGGACUGGGAACACCAGUCAAGGUUGGACCUUGGUGA